UUGGUGUCGGUUUGAUUUCAUGAUGACCUGUUUUUGGUGUUUAAUAGCAUUAAUCAGUACAUUAUGGCUACCAAAGGUGGAGUCUAGAUCAGAUUACUAUCAUGAACUGUCUAUGCAAAUAUUCACCCCACCCACCAAAAUAGCAAAUGAAAGUCUUUUCGGAUACAGCAUUACCUACGUGCCAAAAAAUAAAAGGUUAAUAGUAAGUGCACCAAACGAGCCAAAAUUUGGAAAUAUAUAUAACUGUAACCUUGAAAACCAUAAAUGUGAUCUCAUUCAGAAUUAUAUUAAACAAGAACGUAUGCAGACAUCGUUUGGAUGGAGCAUUGCUGUCGAUGGCCAAAAAAUAGUAAUGGGAGAUCCUGCAGGCAAGAAUGGUCGAGUUCUUUAUUUCUCGGAUAUAGAUAACGGUAAAAAGGGUAGUUUGAUCACUAAAACCGUUACUGAGUUGCGGUAUAAUCUUGGUUAUAGUGUCGCAGCCGGACAUUUUUUAAGUGACGAUGCUACAACAUUUGUAUUUAGCACGCCAUAUGGUCUAAUUGGAUAUGGACAGAUACUAGCUCACAAUGGUAAAAACUUUGUCACUUAUCAACAAGUAAAACGAGUGGGGAUGCUAUUCGGUGCCUCGUUAUGCUCUGCACGCUUGGAGAGUACCAGAGCUGCGCUGCUGGUAGGUGCUCCUGCAUAUGCAACUGAGCAUCAGUACGACGUCGGCGCUGUAUACAUAUAUACGUUCAAAGAAGACCGGAAAAAAAUAACAAUGGAACUAAGAUCCACUAUAUACGCUAAAAAGGAUGGAGGCUAUUUCGGAUAUGCAAUUGCUAAUCUUGGAGACUUGAACCGAGAUUUAAAAGAUGAGAUAGCAAUAUCAGCGCCCUAUGAAGACGAUGGUCGUGGUGCAGUGUACAUAUACUCAGGGUUGCACUUAAUCACCAAAUCGCCAAAGGAAUUGACCUGGCUACAACGUAUACAACCGGAGAGUUUUCUAGCAUUUGGCUUGAGUCUAUCAGUCAUCAAUGAUUACGACGAAAAUGAUUGUAACGAAUUGGCUGUUGGGGCACCUUUUAACAACACUGCAGUGAUGCUGAGGUGCAUAGCAACAAUUAAGAUCGAUGUAAAGGAUUUGAAGCCUUACAAUGAAACAAUCAAGAGUACUGGAAGCACAGGACCGCUUUUUAAAAUUAGUUCCUGUGUGGAAAUAUAUCGUCCUAAAAAAUUAAAGCAUAUUGAAGCAAAUGUUUCUGUAACAAUUACAAUAACGCACGCCAAUUGUAAAUUAGAUAACGCAACGGACAGUAGUGGCAUGGUGACGAAGUAUUAUAUACCAAGGGAUAUAUUGAACAAUAGAAGCAUAAACAAGUACUGCAGAAACAUAACAAUUAUAACACCUCUGGAAUUAUAUUAUGAGCCAUAUGUUCAAUAUAAAGUAUUAAUUCAGCAACACAAUGAUCCAAAAAAUAAUUCAAUAUUCAAUGCAACCGAGGUUCUUCUCAGUGAUGCAAGUGUCAUGUCGAUUACAUCUUUCUUCAUUGUUAAGGAAUGCGAGGGAGGAAAGGACUGUGUACCCAAACUUGAUCUCUCUAAAUUUAUUAGCAUGCCAUCGCCCUAUACCAUUGGAAGUAGCAAAAAUGAAGAGAUAGAAGUAAUUUUAAGUAAUGCAGGAGAUGCAGCUUAUGAUGCGUGCGUUAUUAUUGACGUGAAAGGUGUUCGCAUCAAAGAGUGGGGCCAUUCUUGUCUAAGGCAAGGUGUUAACGAGAUGUUGAAAUGCAAACCAUCCGUACUAUUAAGAACUAACACAACCUGGAUUACUGAUAAGAUUUUUCUCGAUGUACAAAGCUUGAAUAAUAAUGAUAAAGAAAUUAUUAUUAACAUUACAUUAUUUGAUCGAUGCGAUGGACCGGUCACGAAAACUAAUUUGAAAACUAUACCGUUGCAAGCUGACAAGGACCACGUAAUACUUAAAGGCUCGACUUCAGGUGGUGAUAUUAUCAACUUAACAAGGGAGAAUAUAGAUGUUACAGGAAAACGUAUUCAGCACGUAUACUCGAUUUAUAACAACGGUUCUACAACCUGGGUAAACUUAAAUAUGACUAUUAGUUUAGAGAAACAGCCUUAUAUCUCCAGAUAUACGAUACCUACGGGAGACUUCUACCACUGUACCAAUUUACAAGAAACAGAAGAGAUGUAUAUAAUGUCAUGUGAAGUAGAAAUAUUGAAGUCCAAUCGUAAGAUUCAAGUCAUCCUGCCAAUAGAGUUGCCACCUCGAAUUUUGGACAAAUAUCUAUACAAGGGAGCUCAAGUUGUCUCCCAUCUUGAAGUCGGCCUAAACGAAGUUAAAGAACCGUACAGCAUUAGGAGCAGUCUACAUUUGUACGACGCCAGUGUACCACUUUGGAUCAUCAUCGCUGCCUCCCUGGUUGGAUUACUGAUUCUUAUCAUUUUAGCAUUCGUUUUACACGAGUGUGGCUGCUUAAGGCGAAAAAAUAAAGAAAAACUCCAAGCAUUGCAAAGAGACGUUAAAAGACAAAGUAUACGUCGGUCAAUGGUAAGAGUUAGCACACACAGUCGCGAUGGAACAGAUCAUCAACCUCUUAUCACUGAAUCGGACUUAGAAAACGAAGUCGACACUCAAGACAUUACUCUUAACAUUCCUCCACCAACAACUGAGCUCACCGUAUCCGAACCCAUCAUAUCAGAACAAGAGGCUUCUAACCUAAAACCUGAAUUAAUUACAUCCGGGGUUGUAAUUAAUGCUGAACAUAUGAAUAAUGGAGCACCAACAUUAAUAACGACGGGUAAUGUAACGAAACCCAAACCAACCCCCGCACCAAAACCAAAACCAACACCGGAGUAUAAGCCAGAGACCGAUUAUGAAGUUCCACUUGAUCUGCAAAAACAAAAUAAAUUAAGGGCCGAUAUUAUACUGGGUGGUCUACAAAAGAACUUAUUGACGCAGCGCAAUUUCUCGGGAAGUUCAACAAGUCUGUCCAACAUUAAAUAAUAUACUGAGUCAAGUUAACGAAUAACCACUACAUUAAUAUUUAACUAUUUUUAAAACUUAUUUUCAUAUUGCACUAAUAUUUUAUAACUAUGUACAAGAAUUUAGAGAGCUUACGACGUUUAUGUUUUCGUCUUUCGCGACAGUUGUUUCGACUUCAUCCAGAAGUCUUCUUCAGGGUGAGUACAGUGCGA
Achroia grisella is the source of this 3192-nucleotide messenger RNA. Its product is annotated as integrin alpha-4-like. The transcript has 23 exons. Gene Ontology annotation, biological process: cell-cell adhesion; integrin-mediated signaling pathway; cell-matrix adhesion. The coding region runs from base 20 to 3001 and encodes 993 amino acids. Gene Ontology annotation, cellular component: integrin complex; external side of plasma membrane. NCBI's taxonomy places the organism in Eukaryota, Metazoa, Arthropoda, Insecta, Lepidoptera, Pyralidae. Gene Ontology annotation, molecular function: integrin binding. The record is from RefSeq and is a predicted model, not a curated record.